Molecule: messenger RNA, 2713 nt
Organism: Gaeumannomyces tritici R3-111a-1
Lineage: Eukaryota; Fungi; Ascomycota; Sordariomycetes; Magnaporthales; Magnaporthaceae
Product: RanGTP-binding protein
Exons: 3
Coding region: 764-2599 (611 amino acids)
Cellular component (GO): nucleus; cytoplasm
Molecular function (GO): GTPase regulator activity
Source: RefSeq, a predicted model, not a curated record
AACACAGGCAGAGACAGAAAUGGCCGGGAACUGUGAUCGAAGCUAUAAGCACAGACAAUCCGAGGACAAAGCCGAUUAAAGCGUUGGGUGGUGGAGGCAAAUCAAGGUGGGGAUGUUCGUGCCCCGCCAUUGACACAGGCAGGCAGGCAGGCACCAAGGCACCAAGGCAAGGAAAAAAAUCCAAACGACUGCAAACGAAUGGACAUGUGUCAUCCAUCGAUAACGACAUCUCGCCUGCCGCCGACCAAGUGUGGUAUUUGAUUACUGUGCUUGGGAGACAGCGAACAAAUCUGCUACGUGUGGAAACACGGUGCACAUAGUACGGGCUUGGGCUGUUCGUCGUUGUGGGCCCUCUUCUGCCUAAGGGGCGGUGGAAAAGGCCCAAGCCCACAUGCGGGUUGUAAAUUACAGCAGCCCGAAAUCAUGGCAAUUAGUGGCACUUUCUCCGUGCAUGAGUGCAAGGAGCUAUGAUGUUUCCGACAUCAUGCUACGGUUUUCUAGUAUUGUCGGGCCUCAAUGUACCCACCACUCUGGCAAAUACCAUUUUGGCCUUAGUUCCACGGUUCCAACUGGGGCCGGGCACCAUUGCAUAAAAACAUCGGACACCAGCGAGGGCAGGGCAGGCCAGUACCACAUCCACCUGCCAACACGGACAAACAACUACCACUGCCUCCGACGACGAAGAUAGCCGACGGGGAUCGCGUCAAGGAGCCAGGCUUGAGCCACGCAAGACCACCAUGGAAGUUGGGCCUCUGUCAGGACCAUGGACGCCCUUCUUGCAAGACUCGGGGCACAGGCCAUGAAUAUGGCCAUUCGAUCAGGGCUCGCACUGACCUCAACAUAUGCUGUCCAGCAGUGCUCACGCCUGCUUAAAACCGUCGACGACAAGUCGGUUCGCGCAGAGCUAAGAGCGCUGCAGCAGGAACUUGAUGAAAGAAUCCAGAUAAUCGCGCCGGCUAUAGACCUGAUAGAAUUCAAAGCAGGCCGAGGUAAUGCCUUCCUGGAGAGUGCUGUUCCUUUGGCCAAGUCUCUGCGCCGACGCAUCGUAGCUCUCGGUAAACAACUCGACGAUGUGGCAGGCGCAGAGGAAGAACUGCGGCAGUCUAGAAGCGCCGCCUCCAAGGCCCGCGGCUCGGGCUCGCAGUCGGCCCAGCUUCGAGGAGUCAUGGAGGAAAUGAAGCGCCUCCUCGAAAGGAUAGAGCGUGACGCCCACAUGCUGCAGUUUUCCAUUAGCGCAUCAGGAGAGAAUCUGUCCACCUCACUGCCGCCGGGUGUCUCUCCGUCUCGGCUCAUGCAAGCAAGCACCUUUAUCAGCAUCGGCGACACUCAGUUUGCCAACAACCCGGGAAGACCCGUGCAGAUUGGCCCAGCCUUCACUCUUUCGCUGUAUCUGCUGUUUGUGGGCCACAGCGCCGACUCUGCACGACUGCCCACCGCUACAGGCACGGGAUCGGACUCAAAUCACAGCCCUAGGGACGCCAGCGCGAUGGAGCCCGAACCGUACGGGCUUGGAGACGGCGAGAGGAAACCUAUAUGGCAAGAGGUCCUUCACAAAGCUCGGACAAGACUCUGCAGGAUCCCUUACGGCUGGGAGUUUGAUCGCGGAUGUGGCUAUCGUCCGACCAUCUCCGGGUCUUUGCGCUCGCCGUCGACAAGCGAGUAUUCAUAUCACUUGGAGAUCAUUGAGGACUUAGAUGAUGGUCGCGUUCACGAACAGGAGGGCAACAUCAUAGGAUCUUUUGAUGACCUCCCCUUGGCUGGUAUCAGAGAAUCCAUCCCUGUUCAUCAAGUGUCCAAGAUCUUCUACACCAACACCGGCAGCAUCCUGAACAUCGGAAACGCCUCGGGGAGCGACAGCAAUCCAGCACUACUGCUGAAGAGAGACCCGAGUGCAACCGCACCUAGCCAGCUUGUUGAAGGCAUGCUGCAGGAUGAGGGCGCACCGAGCCCGGAUUCUGACGACGACAGGGUAGCCAGCCAGGUCUCGCAGGAAGAGAUUGACUCCCAAAUCCGACGAGAGAGUCGAGGUUGGGGUGGGAGCAAGCAUUAUCCCGAACACUCUCCUACGGGAUGGAGCUUUCCAAAACAUCUCGAUACCGAAUGGAUGGCGCUGGAAGUGUUCUCCGACAGCGGAGACGACGAUAGUAGCUCCAGCACCGAGGAUGGCACGAGCGAGGAGGAGGCCAAGGCUAUCCAAAUCAACCGCAGAGGUAAAGACAAGCGAUUAUCCGUGGAUUCGAGGCUUAUGGCUCAGAUCCGGGAUGUAUCGCUUGGGCCGCAGCACGAAAUAACAACUGCCUCCUCAUCGCCAUCGCGCUUUGAACUUGGUGAGGCAGGCAGCUCCGAGGCUAUGAUUGCUCGGGCGUCGCCGUUUGGAGCUAUCACAUCAUCUCUCUCGUUGUUGGAGGUUCUUAUUCGCCUGACAAGCCUCCAGGAGUUUCAGCAGGCGUCCCACCUUUCGAUACCCGAUCAUAUCCUCACGUUCUUCCUGGAAGAAACAGCCACAACGGGGUUCUCAGGUGAACAGCAGCUAAAGGCUCGGGUAGAGGCGCAGAGGAAGGUCGGCUUUGACCCGUACAAUGAUGGCCCUGCGAGGUGAGUGUGGAUAGUCUAGAGAUAUAUAGAACGCUCAAACGAUGCGGAGUCUCACUGGCAGUGAAAGGCUGUGUCUCCCCUUGCCAAGAUUAAGGUGGAUUUCUAUAUUGGUGAUGUG